This is a messenger RNA of Aspergillus fumigatus Af293, 1089 nucleotides long. RefSeq names its product deoxyhypusine monooxygenase. Gene Ontology annotation, biological process: peptidyl-hypusine biosynthetic process. The record is from RefSeq and is a predicted model, not a curated record. Gene Ontology annotation, molecular function: deoxyhypusine monooxygenase activity. NCBI's taxonomy places the organism in Eukaryota, Fungi, Ascomycota, Eurotiomycetes, Eurotiales, Aspergillaceae.
AUGUCCCCUUCUGCAACCGAUACCACAGAGGUCAUGGAUCCCACCAUCCUCACCCUUCGCAAAGUCCUCACAUCUGAAUCGGAGCCGCUCGGUCGCCGAUUCCGUGCCCUGUUCUCCUUGAAGCACCUUGCGUGCCUGCAGCCGCCUACUGAGAAGACGCUCCCCGCAAUUCAGGCUAUUGCUGCUGCCUUUACUUCACCAUCAGCCUUGCUGAAACAUGAACUUGCAUACUGCUUGGGCCAGACUCGGAAUCCGGCGUCUUUGCCGUUCCUACAACAAGUCGCGAAGGACACGGAGCAAGAUACAAUGUGCCGUCAUGAAGCCGCAGAGGCUUUGGGUGCUUUGGGUUACGAGGACAGCUUGGAGAUCUUGAAGGCUCUUAGAGACAAUCAGAAUGAGCCCGAAGUUAUUAGAGAGACCUGCGAUAUUGCAGUGGACCGGAUUCUGUGGGAAAACUCAGAAGCAAGAAAAGCUGAGAAAUUAAAGACAAGGUAUGAGGCAUCUGUAUUGAUUCACCAUCUUUCUAUUUCUCUUUUGCAAAUGCUUAUUGCAUCAUGUGUACCAAAUCACAGUGACUUUACCUCGAUCGACCCCGCUCCACCACUCCCAAUGACGGCCAGUGAACCUUCCAUUCCCGAAAUAGAGCAGACUCUACUCGACACAAGUCUACCAUUGUUUCUGAGAUACCGUGCGAUGUUCGCCUUGCGCGACCUCGCUUCUCCUCCCGAUCUUCCCACAGCGACUCGCGCUGUUGAGGCGCUGGCCAAGGGCCUCAAAGAUCCGUCUGCACUUUUUCGCCAUGAGAUUGCGUUCGUCUUUGGUCAACUCUGCCACCCAGCGUCAAUUCCAAGCCUCACCGAAGCGCUUAGCAAUCAAAGCGAGGCCGGUAUGGUGCGACACGAAGCGGCUGAGGCUUUGGGAAGCUUGGGCGACUAUGAGGGUGUCGAGGAGACGCUAAGGAAAUUCUUGAACGACCCGGAGCAGGUGGUAAGAGACAGUGUCAUUGUGGCUCUCGAUAUGGCGGAGUAUGAAAAGAAUGGCGAAGUUGAGUAUGCUUUGGUGCCUGAUGCUGGCGUUGCUGCUGCAUGA